Messenger RNA from Uloborus diversus, 3311 nucleotides. RefSeq names its product centriole and centriolar satellite protein OFD1-like. Bases 1 to 3174 code for a protein of 1057 amino acids. The transcript has 8 exons. Gene Ontology annotation, cellular component: ciliary basal body; centrosome. Gene Ontology annotation, molecular function: protein binding. Gene Ontology annotation, biological process: epithelial cilium movement involved in determination of left/right asymmetry. The record is from RefSeq and is a predicted model, not a curated record. Lineage: Eukaryota; Metazoa; Arthropoda; Arachnida; Araneae; Uloboridae.
AUGUCUCAAAAGCAAAAAAUAAAGAAACAUCUUAGUGCUGAUGAAUUAAAAUCAAAACUCUAUGAACAUUUCGAAGAAAUUGGCUCAUUGGAACAAAUAAAGGCUCAAUUAAGAGGAGAAAUUUAUACAAAACUGCUGAAAAGAACUCCAAAUGAUUUUCCAGAAACUAAUCGAGAUUUGCAAAAUUUUGAUAAAAUGUUACUACCCUUGCAGGUUAGCAACUGGCUUGUGUUCGAUCAUCUAUUAAGACAAGAUCACCAAUAUACAUUAUCCACCUUUACGAGUGAAGCAAAGUUGUCAUCUCCUGAGAAACUGUUAACAGCUUGCGAUAUAUUAAGGCUUUUUGGACUUCAGAAUACUGACUCAGCUUACAGAAUUAUUAGCAGGAAAUAUGUUACAUUUGAUGAGAAAGGAGUUUUAAAUUCAUUGCUUCUUGCAGUAGUCAAAUCUAUAUUUGAAAUUCCAAAUAAAAGUUUUAGAUUAAAUGAGCUUUUGAAUGAAACAGAAGUGAAAAAUAUUGAGAGUAAAGAAAAUUCUGAUAAUAAAAACAGAAAUUGCCAAAUCAAUAACAGAACCAGGACUGAUGAUUCACCCCUUACUGAAAAAACAUCCUUUACAUUGCAUCAAUAUCCUGCUGAUAAUAAGCAUUCUGAAAGUACUUUUCAUGAACAGUUACAGUUAAUAAAAAAUGAGAAAGAAAAAGAAGUGCAGAAAUUGCGUGAAAAGUUGCUUGAAGAAUUGGAUAAACUACGUGCAAUGCAACUUGAAUUGGAACAUGAAAAGAAUGAUUUAAGACGGCAACGGACUUCUAUUUCUCAUGACAGAGAUAUGUUUCAGGAAAAGAAAAUGAUGCUAGAGAAAGAAUUUGAAAGUAAAUUUCAAAAAGAACUGAUGGAAAUAGAAGAUGAUUUUAAGUCCCAAUUGCAUCUGAAAGAAACAGAAAACGAUGGCUUACAAAUACUUAUAACUAUUUUGAUGGUUGGCCUUCCCGAUAUGAAGACUUCAAAGAAGUUAUUUGAGUUAGAAGUUGAUUUAAGAAGCUAUAAAGAAAGAUGCAGCGAUUUGGAAAAACAUUUAACUGAUCAGAGAGAAAUGUAUAAAGUAAUUCAAGAAAAAUAUUCUUCUCUUUUGGAAGAGAACAUAAAGCUUCAAAGAAAUUUUGAAGGCAUGUCUGAUUAUUCCAUCGUAAAAGACGAACUAAAUAUUAAACUAAAAGAAAAUAUUGAACUGCAAAAUAAAUUAAAAGAAGCUGUUAAAAAUUCAGAAAUUGAAAAGCAAAAAUCAAAUGCAAUAUUGAAAGAUUUAGAACAGAAACUAAAGACUAAAGAUCCUGAGUUGUUACAAGCACAGAAGGAACUUAACUUUACAAAGGAAACUCUUCACAAACAAGAAACAUUUUGGGAUAGGGAAAGAAAGAAACUCGAGCAAGAACUUCAAAAUUCAAAACAAAUGUACAACACCGUAUUUCUUAGACUUGAAGAACAAAGAGAAGAUAUCCAGGAUUUGCAUAAAACAAUUCACUUUCUGCAGUAUCAGAUAUCCAAUACUUUUUCUGUCAAUAAAACAAAAUAUGAAAUGCCUGAAAUGCAACACAAAUAUACAACAGUAGAAUCAACAAGAAAAGGAAUACAAGAUCUCAGAACUAAAAAUAUUAAAUCUUUGGGAGAUUUUGCCUCCAAAUACUGCGAAAAUUCUUUGAACUUCAUCUCUGAAGCAAAAGAUAGAAUUGAUAAAUUAGAAAAAGAGGCUGAAAUGGUGAAAGAUAAAUAUUCUUUCCUUUUUAGUAAUACCACACAUCAAACCGAUCUAAAAUACAUGGAUUUGAAUUCCACUGUGCCUAAAACUAGCUUUGGCAAUAUUAACAGUUUACCAACUAAUUCCUAUAUGAGCUCCACGAAUUUUCAUCUGCCUUCCAAUUAUUUUGAUAACCUAGUCAAAAAUGAAAUGUCCUUCUUAAAUUUGAAAACAGCAACUAAUAUCAAAAGAAUGGUUUCCAAUUCUCCAUUUUCUACUAGUCUAUUUUCAUACAGUCAACAAAACGAACAAAUUAAAAAUAGCAAUGACCAAUCUAACGAAAUAACUGUUGAUCAUUCGAAGGGACCAUUAAAAGGGUUGCAAAAAGAUCACGUAGUGCUGGACAAUUCUUUUAGUGAAAAAGAAGCAACUUCAAUAAAUGAUUAUGCAAAGGAAAGGGAAGACCCUAGUAGGCAUUUAUUCAAUUAUAGUACAAAGAUGAAAACAUUACAAAAUGAAGUAACAUCAGCAUCAUUAAAUUACAAUUUAACUAUGCCGUCUGGGUCAGAAACAAGUGAGCCACUAAAAAAAAAUGAAAAGUUUCCUCAGGAAAAAAAUGAGUCUGAGAAAAUAUCAAAAGGUUUGGGUGACAUGCAAGAAGAAGAGGAAAAAAUAAGUGCCUUAAUUCAUGAGAGUGUGACAGCAUCUGGAACACAAAAAUCACCAAUUUUGGACUGUAACGGCAAGGAGGAGGUCACUGUAGCAGCUGAAACAAGUAAAACUCCUCCUUUGCUGGCCAUUGAUCUUGAUGUAGCGUGGCAACAAAGCCAAACUUUACCAGAAAUACCGAAAAAACUAGAUACUGUAACAGUCCUUGAGAAGAAUACAAUUUCAAUGGAAACUAAGGAUGAUACCCCAGCUUUAAAUUUUGUAGUUGACCUUGAUGCUGCUUGGAAAAGAAGGAAAUCAUCAAUAGUUGAUUUACCAUUUCAAAAUUCUAGUCAUAAUUUUAAACCUCAAAAUAAGUUUUUGUCUACAGAAAGUAACAAGAGUGAAACCAUCCUUCCAAAAAUGUCUCAUCAGCAAGAUAGUCUUGGCGAGAAUUCUCAAAACUUGAAACAGGGCGUAAUUAACACUGAUACAAUUCAAGCUCCAUUAGAAAGGAAUGAACAGAAAAAAACAACUGCUUUUGAGCACAAUGUGUCCAAAGCCAGUAAAAAGUUAGAUGCUAACCUUACAGAAGCCGUUGCAGAUUUAUCGACUGAGAAAGAUAGUGGUGAUAACAAUAAAAGUCCUAUCUUGGAUCACCAAGUAUUUCAAGAUAUUGCAAUGAAUCAAAAUGAAAAUAAAUCUGUUAAAUCUGGUUCAGGCAGUGAGCUCAGUGAUGUACACUUGUCUUGUGGCAGUGAACAAGAAGCGAAAGAGGAUGAUUUCUGGUAGUUCUGGUAUUCAUAUCAAAAUAUAUUUUAAUGCAGAGUGAACAUAUUUGUUGGUGAUUUUUAUGUGAUAUUUUUCUUUUAAAUUAUUUGUACGAGUGAAAUUAAAUUUAAAAUGCAAUAAAUAUUAUUUGUGAAUAC